AUGGAUUUGAAUUGUAGUAAACGCCCCUUUAACUUUAACUAUUCGACCGAUGUAGAAACGAAGAGGCUGCGAAAAACAUCUGAUGAAAAAAAUUCAGUAAUAACUCGUUUUGAACACUUAUCCAAUGAACUUUUAUAUGAAAUCUUCGAUUAUCUUGAUCCAUAUGAAAUAUAUGAAGCAUUCUCAAAACUUAACAUUCGUUUGCACAAUCUUGUUAUUUUUUCAUCACUUCCGUUAAACAUUAAUCUUUCAUCCAAAUCAAUAUCCACGCUUGAACAUCGCUGUCGACAUGUUAUCAUACCAAAUAAACAUCGUAUUCUUUCACUUCAUUUAAAUAGUUAUGUAAUAAUUCGUGACUUUUUUACUCAUUGCAAUAUUGAUGCAUCAUUCAAUCGGCUGGAAUCAGUUGUUCUUAAUGGUCUUUCAGAAUACAGAGUUAUGAUGAUUCUUUUCUAUUUAAAUGCUUUACCUCGUCUCUUCUCAUUGACCAUUGAGAUGCAAGAUGAUUCCUUUUUCAGUAUUAGUGAUAUAUAUAGUAUAGUUUUCCGCUUACCUCAUUUGAAAUUCACCAAAAUAUCAUUUUCAGAAGAUGAAGAAUCUGAAAUCUCCAUACCAAUAUCUAUCAAUGAGCGAUUCAGCACAAUUGAACAUCUGGUCAUAGAUCACGAUUGUAAUAUUAAUGAACUUACUUCUAUACUUUCUCAUACGCCUCAUCUUCGACAUUUAAUCUCUAAAAAUCUGAUUGAAACGGAAGAAACUAUUAAAAAAGAUGUGUUGUUAAAAUUAGCUGACUUAAAGUAUGUGUGUUUUGAUCAAUGUAACAUAGAGUUUGAUGCAUUGGAAGUGUUUAUCAAACGAAUAUGUUCUCAACUGCAGAUAUGGCGUUUGAAAACAGAGUGUAAGACGAGUUAUCUUGAUGGCAAUCGAUGGAAACGAUUGAUCAGAAGACAUAUGCCGCAGUUACGUGAAUUUCACUUCGAUCAUCGUGUAGAUAAUGAUGAAAUGGAAAUUCUUCCAGAUCGUGAAUCAAUCGAUCAAUUUACGUCUACAUUUUGGACGGAACGACAAUGGUACUUUGAAUUCAAAAGUGAAGCUUUUCAAUACGUGUAUUCUAUUCAUCCAUAUCGAGAAAAAUGGCACGAUUAUUGUGAGUACGAUCGAAAUGAUAUAUAUGUGAAUGAGAGAUUGCUUCAGCAACGAUCUAACAAUCUUGAUAUAUUUCGUCGACGAGCGACUACUAGUGCAUGCCGUUCAUCGAUUUCCCGCAGCCAAUUUACAAUUGGUUUUUAUCCUGCGGAUUUCUGGAAUCUAUCAUUUAUUGAUGAUAUGAAGUGCAGUUUUUUGCAAGCACAAUUUAAUCAUUUAACUAUACAAUGUCAUGAGACUCCUGUUGAUUUGCUGAUUGAAAUUAUACAUCUAUUUCCUCAACUUAAGUCACUCGAAUUGUCAUCAUUACCACUAGUGCAUGUAAGCAGCUUGCCUGCAGAAACGACGGAUAUGUUGUUAUUGGUAUCGAUUACUAAUGAAAUUACAAGAGUAAAACUCAAUAAAAUGGUCGAAGUAGAACAAAUUCAUUUUCUUAUGAAUCUUUGUCCUCGAAUGCAAUACCUCGAGAUAGAAUGUGUUACAUAUGUUGAUCUGGAGAAUCUCUUAGGAUCUAUUUUAAUGAACAAUAGUACCCGUGUACCAUAUCUUUGUUGCUUAUCUAUAUGUGCAUUCGAUGCACAUGAAAAGAUUAUUGAACAAUUAAAUGCAAUAAUCGAGUUUGAGAGACUUUUUGAUCCCGAGAGAGCUUUUCGUGGCUACACAAUUCAACGCAUAGAUAAUAGAAUAUUUUUGAGAUGGAAAUUGUAA
Messenger RNA from Rotaria socialis, 1854 nucleotides. Lineage: Eukaryota; Metazoa; Rotifera; Eurotatoria; Philodinida; Philodinidae. The record is from the annotation of a GenBank genome assembly.